Messenger RNA from Oppiella nova, 1068 nucleotides. The record is from the annotation of a GenBank genome assembly. NCBI's taxonomy places the organism in Eukaryota, Metazoa, Arthropoda, Arachnida, Sarcoptiformes, Oppiidae.
AUGAAUGGAAGUGAAGAAUUGCCGCAAAACAGUGGUCUAAAUGAUGACAUGUCUGUAGACAUCACUCGUAUUAAGACUGAAGAGGAAGAUCCCAAUGAUAGUAAUCAAAACACGGAUCUAUUGAGUGAUAAGACGAAACGUAAGAGAAAAUUAGUGGUGAUUGGAGUGAAGAGACGGCGCCGAAGACGAGAGGAAUUGAUCGAUGAGUGCACUGAAGAAGAGAUGGAAGUAAUGAAACAGAAGUACAAGAAUAGAGAGGAUAUAUGGGAUGAGACGACCGGUCGGUUCGUAUGUCCAAAGAAUGGGUGCAACAGAUCCUAUGGUCUCGUCAAAGAUCUGUACAAUCACUUAAGAGCUAAUCAUCGGAUGCCAAAAAUAGGUUAUCCCACACAGGAGGCCAUCGAUGGUCACACACAACACGCUUUCGAUGCCACAACCAAUUUCUAUAUCUGUGCCGAAGAUAACUGUAAUCAGACUUUUGAGAAACAAAUGAAUUUCUAUAACCAUCUCAUCAGAGAUCACUCGAAACGCCGGCAAAUUGUGUGCAAACUCUGUGGCAAAGAGUUUCCAAAAACUCAAAACCUGACAACUCAUAUGAGAAGACAUACCAAUACUAAGCCGUAUUCGUGUCAUUUCAGUGGUUGUGAGUACCGGUGCUGUACGAAGACACAACUCACCCAACACCUGAGCACUCACUCGGACGUCACACCUUUUGAAUGCGAUUACAUGAACUGCAAUAAGAAGUUUAAAUCGCGAAAAAACCUGCGAAGACAUGCCUUAACGCACGACCCAAACGCUAAGUUUCAGUGCACUGUCGAGGGCUGCGACCAGUUGUUUAAAAACACGUAUUGGCGGUCAAUACACGUGAAUAGUGUCCACAAGGGUUUGCCCCCAGAGUUGUGCAAAAUGCCGGUCAAAAUGGUUCGGUGCGAUUGGCCCGGCUGUGAGUUUGUCAGCCACGCUAGCAGUACCGCAGUCCACAAAAGCAUACACACCGGUGAAAAGCCGUUUGCGUGCGAUUGGCCCAACUGUGGCAAACGGUUCCGUAAUUCUAUGAAUAAAAUUUGA